Messenger RNA from Cyprinodon variegatus (sheepshead minnow), 4469 nucleotides. It is a transcript of the gene colec12, whose product is annotated as collectin-12-like. Gene Ontology annotation, molecular function: signaling receptor activity. The record is from RefSeq and is a predicted model, not a curated record. NCBI's taxonomy places the organism in Eukaryota, Metazoa, Chordata, Actinopteri, Cyprinodontiformes, Cyprinodontidae. The coding region runs from base 389 to 2677 and encodes 762 amino acids. The transcript is spliced from 10 exons.
CUGCAGCGGGGGCCCCACCUCAGAUCCAGGCUGAACGGAGAGAAUAGCUCACCUCAGCAUCUCUCCAAGUGAGAAGAGGGAGAUUAUAAUUUGCAUCUUUCCAACAAAGUUUUUUCCUUUUUUACAUGUGUUAUUGAGUUUACCAUAGUUUUUGACACCGGUAAUACCUGUGCUGAAAGAGAAGGGAAAAAUAUAACUUUAAAACCUCGGAUUUACCUAUGCAUUUUAUUUAUUACUUUUUAUUUCUUUUCUGUGCAUCCGCUAUUAAAACGAGGACAAUUGGAUACCUGCGCACUUAAGGAGCUUCAUCUGGGACUCACAUUCCAGUGCGAUGCAGCGCAUGUGACUCCAGCCAGCAGCCAAACAGACUCUAGUAGGCUAAACCACAAUGAAAGACGAAUUCACAGAUGAAGAGGAGGUGCAGUCCUUCGGCUAUAAACGGUUCGGAAUUGAGGAGGGAAGUGAGUGCACAAAGUGUAAAAAUGAUUGGGUACUAAGGGCAGCCAUCGCUCUCCUCUAUGUGCUCUGUGCUCUUCUCACCAUCGCCGUGGCUGUCCUUGGAUACAAAGUUGUUCAGAGGAUGGACAAUGUCACAGAGGGCAUGCAGAAUUAUGGGGUCAAGAUUGAUGCUGUGGAAAUGGACUUCAAGAAACUAGAUGAUCAAGCAGAAGAGAAGUCCCUCAACGCCACCAGUGAAAUUAAUACCUUCAAAUCAGAUCUGGAAGCAUUGCAAAACCAACUGAACGACAUUAGCAGUAAAUCAUCAAACAACAGAGACAUAUUAGAAGAACUGCUGGUCUCAGGAGACAACAUGAAGAAUGGCCAUCUCUCGCUUCAAAGUUUUCUGGCUGGCAACGCAGACUCACUGCGAGGGAUCAACCAGUCCUUGGCUUCCUACAGUGGAAUGAUUGAUGACCUGCAGGCAGACACUGCGCGGCUCCAGUCUGAGCUCCAGGACCAGGUCAAAGUGCAAAGUGAGGCUCAAGUUAGCAUCAGUUUUCUUAAUAUCACCCAAGGCCAGCAGCAGAACUUGCUCAGCACGCUGCAGAAGACAGUUGAAGAUGUUAGCCAGGCAGUACAGAAGCUAAAGAAUGACUAUCAGAUUCUGCAGCAAACAGCCAAUCGAACGCGUUCAGACUCACAGUGGUUGAAAGAAAAACUCCAGAAUCUUCAGGUUCUUGCUGCAAAUAAUUCUGCUCUGGCCACAUCCAAUGGAGAUACACUAAAUGAUUUGAGAGCCCAGCUGAAUGAUUUGGCCAGUCAAAUACAAAACACCUCAGCCAUUGCAGAGACCCAUGACCAAGGCUUACGUGAGCUAAUGGACCGACAGAGAGAUAACGAUAAUGUCACCUCAUCAAAGUUUGAGGAGAUGGAAGCACGAUUGGAAAGGCAUGAAAGCAACAUGGACCGCGUUACAGGAAACAUGAGCUUUGCAACACAAAUUUUAGGUGUCAUCAGCUCUGAUCUGACUGGCUUGAGAUCGUGCGCUGAAACAGUAAUGAGACAUACCGACCUGUUAGCAGGACUGAAUACCACUAUGGAAGAUGUCAAGGCCAACAGCAAAGACCUGCGCACGAAGCAGGAGGAGCUUGCAAGCAGGUUGGACCAAGAAGUGAUCAACCUGUCUAUGGUGAUGGAGGAGAUGAAGCUGGUAGACAAACAGCACUCACAGCUGAUUACCAACUUCACAAUCCUGCAGGGUCCACCAGGUCCAAAAGGCUCCAGGGGUGAUACAGGUCCCCAAGGCCCAAUGGGUCAGACAGGGAAAAAAGGUGAUAAAGGAGACAAAGGAAUGCCAGGCCAGGCGGGGCCAAAGGGAGACAGAGGUGCUAUUGGACCACCAGGAGGGACUGGUCCAAAAGGUUUACCUGGAGCUCGUGGGCUUCCAGGACCUAAAGGAUCAAGAGGGAUUGGAGGUAGACCUGGAACCCCUGGUGAGAAAGGCGACCCUGGAGCUAAUGGAUUUCCUGGGUUGGAUGGAAAAUCUGGAUUGCCAGGACCACAAGGACCCCAGGGACCUAGAGGAGAAGCAGGACCUCCAGGGAUAGAGGGGCCUCGUGGGCACGUUGGUCCAAUAGGCCCUGCUGGUCCCCCGGGCCCUCCAGGUCUCCCUGGACCGCCUGUCAUUAUCAAACCUUCCAGUGCCCCCCAUGUUGUCGAAGCUCCUAUACCAAGUUUAGCUCCAGUAACAACAGAAAAAUCGAGAACCUCUGCAUCAAGACAAGAACAACCUCCAGCUGCUGUUUCCACUCCCACACCUGGUUGUCCUCCGGAAUUCCGAGGGUUUGGGAACAGCUGCUAUUACUUCUCUUCUAGUUCCCAAAGACUUAACUUUAAUGAAGCAAGCAAGUUCUGUAAAAACAUGUCCUCCCAUUUGCUCAUCAUCAAUGACAAUGAAGAGCAGCAAUUUAUAAAAAAUUCAGUCUUAAACAAGGGAUAUUUCUGGUUGGGUCUUACUGACAAGGAGGAGGAAAAUGUCUGGAAGUGGGUGGAUGGAACCAUACCAGUGUUUACAAACUGGAAACCUGGUCAGCCAGAUAACUGGACUCAUGGUCAUGUAAAUGGUGAAGAUUGUGCAGGUCUUAUCCAACAUGCUAAAUGGAACGAUUUCUACUGCACAGACCGCAUAGGAUUCAUCUGUGAACGGACUUCUGAGUUGGUGGUUCCAGUUUUAUAGUGUCCAUCUAAGACUUCCUCUGUGCAAGGAGCUGGAGCUGAAGGAUCUGCAAGACUUAAAGACUGAAAACUCAAGCUGGCUCAUACAGGCAUCACGGACACUGGCAGAUAUUUCUAAAUAGUACAACUUGGUACCCAUUAGUCUUUUGAGUUACUUUAAAUCAUGUGGUACCCAAUGCAGAACAAAGCUAUUCUACUACUGUACCGACUGGGAUUUGGUACGGAAGUAUCAAGAGAUUGUAGUUAUGUCUGUAGGCUGUAAUAUUUUGUAUUUGGUGCAGCCAGUUCUGUUCAUGUAUAUCUGUAAAUAGUAUUUGAGAAAAGACAGCAUUGUUUAAUAUUUCAUACUUUGUUUCUUCUGUACAAUAUUAGCAGAUUUUUUACUUGGUAAUCAUUUAUAAAAAAUAAGUGAUGUUUUUUUUUUUCAGAAUUUGAGGUUAAAAAGGUUCAAACAGAUUGUAUUUCAUAAAAUAUUUCUUAUAUUCUGAUCUUUUAUAAGAUAUGGGAUUCUCUAAACUUCUACAACAAUGCAAGGCAAACACAUUAACUAACUAAACGACGACAGUAUCAUAUGAGAGAAAAAAGUAAAGUCUGGGUAGAUAUGACCUGUCCAAGACGAAUAUGUUCCAACAACAGAUAAUCUAUGUAGCAAUUCUGUUCUUUAAGGGCAGACAAUAUUAGUUAGAAUUAGGUAGGUAAUUUCAUAUGUAGCAGAACAUGAUUAUUCCAAAAUACAAUAUUGUAGGUGAAAAAAGUAUUUUUAUUUUCAUACACAACUGUUUUAAAGCUGCCUAUGUUUUUUCUUGUAUUACUUAAUCUGUCAUCUAUUUUAAUGCCUGAAAUCCCUUCCUUUAUUUCACAAAGCUAAAAAUGAACAACCAAGACACCUGAGACAAUAAAAGCAUAAAGAUGUGUGAAGUUAUUGAUUUUUGCUCCUGUAUGAUUUAUAAAUAAUAAAAUAGGCAGACUUUUCCCCACAACCUAAUUUGGACAGUUCAACUUUGUUACUUGAGGUAGCUUAGAAUUCUGUUGUCAUAUCUCUUAGAUUUCAAGCUUAUUCAUUUAUUUUUCCAUUCAUUGUCUUUACUAUAAUGGGUCAAUUCUGAUUAUCUCAGGACAAUUUAGUUUGACUGAGACAUCUUAGAUUCAUGGAUUUUGACUUUUGAAGGAAGCUGAAGUACCUUCAGAUGUUUAAUGAGAGAUUUUAUGGAUAAAGCCAUUUUCUGCUAGAAACUCAGUCUUUUACAAAAAUAGUAGCCUUAAGGGGAACUAACAUGUUGCUGAAGUCUUGAGAGCCAUACCAUGUUAACUUUAAGAGAAAAUCAGCUGUGAACUACUUUAGCUUAGAUGGAAAACUUUCUUGUUUAUUGUAUAUCAGUAAACCUUUGUCCUACCAGUGUAGCCUAAGAAAUUUGUGAUGAAAUAGGCUAAAUUUAGGCGCAUACAUGAUGUCCUAAGUAGGAGCAUAAAGCAUCUGUGAUCAUAUGGAGCUGAAAUGGCAGGAGUGGUAGCCAUUCUGAAGGAAGCAGCAUUAUCUUAAUAGAAGACAUUGACAAGACUAUUGAAUUUUUUUCCACCAUUUGAUCACUGAAGAUCUUCAGCAACACAUUUGCUAUUGUGGUCUACCUUUUUCAUCUUCAUAAACAUCCUUUGAGGUCUUUAUUUAAUACAUAAUGUGAAGCUUUUGCCGCACUCCCACAGACUGCCACUCUGGGUCCCUGAGCAAGACGCUUAACCCCCACACUGCACCCCGGGAGCCGCACAAUAAAAGCCCACUGCUCCCCAAGGAGAUG